GGGUGUGAUACAGCUCUCCUGUACCUGCCUGUGGCCCCCAGACUGGGUGUUACAUUAUAGCUGAGGCAGAUUUGCAGUUUGUGUCACAGUUGCUGGGUUUUUGCCCUUUGUGUCAAUGUCCUGACAGAGGGGGGGAGGACAGUCAGCCUACAGUCACAGAGCACUAAGGGUUAAUCCAGCCCCCAGGGGCCACGUGAGCUGCAGAGAGUUAAAGUCCAGCCGGGGGAUCUGCUCAGUUCCUGCAAUGCUGGUCGGUCGGCUUCAGAUUUUACAGCAGCAUCUGCAGGGGCCACAGGAAAUGUCUGGUUCACUCACAACGCAUGUCCUGAACACAGCCGGUGGAAUUCCUGCCCGAGGCCUAACCCUCACCUUGUCCAAGCUUGAUACCCCCCAGGGGAAAUGGGUGCAACUGAGUAGAAGUGUGACUGAUGAGGAUGGCCGCUGUCCAUCGUUGCUACGCGGUGUGCCACUCACAGCAGGAACCUAUCAGUUACGAUUUGACACUGGUGAAUACUGGAAGCAGCUCCAACAAGAGAGUUUCUACCCUUACGUAGAGAUUGUGUUUACCAUCACAGAUCCGAAACAGAAAUACCACGUGCCUCUGUUGCUCAGUCCAUAUUCCUACACCACCUACAGGGGGAGCUAGAGAAACUGGCAGGGAUGCAGUGUGUUUUCAUGAUUUCUUAUUCUGUCCAAUCAGCAGGGACCAUUCUGUGUCUACAAUCACCUCUUUAUUUUCUUAAAUUGGGUAAUGGUAACACCCUGUAGAAUAUUGCUUACACACCCCCAGGACGUACUUGGAAACCUGGUUUAAUUCCUUAUUAUUAUUAUUAAUAAAUCGU
Pelobates fuscus (common spadefoot toad) is the source of this 842-nucleotide messenger RNA. RefSeq names its product 5-hydroxyisourate hydrolase-like. Bases 245 to 646 code for a protein of 133 amino acids. Gene Ontology annotation, molecular function: hydroxyisourate hydrolase activity. NCBI's taxonomy places the organism in Eukaryota, Metazoa, Chordata, Amphibia, Anura, Pelobatidae. The transcript has 4 exons. The record is from RefSeq and is a predicted model, not a curated record. Gene Ontology annotation, biological process: purine nucleobase metabolic process.